Molecule: messenger RNA, 2133 nt
Organism: Rotaria socialis
Lineage: Eukaryota; Metazoa; Rotifera; Eurotatoria; Philodinida; Philodinidae
Source: the annotation of a GenBank genome assembly
AUGGUUUACGGUAUCCUAUUAGAAAGUAUUGUUCAAAGUUUUGUUCUCGAAAAAUACGAUAAAAUUUUAUUGGAACAAGUUGAAGAAUCUGUGCAACAUUGUUUAACUAACUUAAAUCUCUUCGAGCUGUAUGAUGAUAACCUUAUGUUUGGCAUCGCUGAAGCUUUAUCGGAGAUUUUACAUGAAGGUGAACCUGAUUUAUAUAUGGAGUUCUUCGGUGUAUGUUUUGUCAAAUUUUUCACAGCAUAUGGUUAUGAUAAAAUCUUACGUGUUGCUGGAAGACAUUUCAGAGAUUUUCUUCAUUCAAUUGAUCAAUUACACGAUUCGACUAGGUUUAGUUUUCCAAAAAUGAAAUCACCACUAUUUCAUGUUACUGACGAAGAUGACAAUGGUGUUCUUUUACAUUAUAAAUCAAGGCGUCGUGGAUUUCAGCGAUAUAUUGUUGGACAAUUAAAAGAAUGUGCAUCAAAGUUUUUUAAAGAAGAGAUAUUUGUUCGUGUGCGCGAUGACAUUUCAACAAAUGAAUAUACUCAUCUUGUUUUUCGAGUGGAUUUUAAUAAUUUUAUGGCACGUUCCAUACAAAGACGUCUUAUGCAAGGCCCAAAAUUACAUGAUGUGACAAGUGCAACAUUUUUUCAAGUAUUUCCAUUUGCUAUUGUACUUGAUCCUCAAUUACGUAUGGUUCAUAUGGGAGCUUCAAUAAAAAAUGUAUUUCCAGUUGGAACGGUGCUAUCUGGUCGAGCUUUAGAAGAUGUAUUUCGUCUUAUUCGACCAGAUAUAAUACUUGAAUGGAAUAAAGUACUUUCAUACGGUCAACAUAUUGUAUUUGUUAUUGAAUCUAAAAUUCCACUUUGUACAAAUCCAUCAGCAGUUGGAAGAAAAUUCGGUUCGAACAAUACUCAAAUUCGUCUUAAAGGACAAAUGAAAUUAAUAUCAGAUUGGAAUAUGAUUGCUUUUCUGUGUCACCCUAUAUUAGCAACAACCGACGAGAUGCUUUCUGUUGGCUUAUUUCUACGUGAUUUAAAUUUCUAUGAUGGUAGCAGUGAAAUUCUUAUUGUUGGCAUGCAACAUGCUCGAACAUUACAAGUAGCUAUUGAUAAGCAACAUGCCUGGAUAACAAGAUUACAAAGUUCAAAAUCAGAAUUACAAGAAUGGCGUCGAAAAGGUAAACGUCUAUUAUAUUCAAUGAUGCCAAGACACAUUGCAAAUAUGUUACAAGAUGGUGUUUUAGCAAACUCAAUAUGCGAAUCUCAUAAACUAUUAACUGUUCUAUUCGGAUAUUCAAUUGAUUUUAAAGACGUUAUACAAAAAUUAAAUCCACAACAAAUUGUUGAAUCUAUCAAUACUACAGUUAAUGCAUUUGAUCAAUGUUCAGAACGUUUUGAUGUAUUUAAAGUUGAGACAAAAGCUGAUUUAUCAUAUAUGGUCGUAGCUGGUAUACAAGAUCGUUCCAUACAUCCUCAACGACGUGCAUCAACCACAAGUCAAUCAACGACGAAUGGUUUUUCCCUAAUGGAUGAAUUAGGAUCAGAAAUGAAAAAUCCAUUAGGUCUUAAUCAAGCAGAACUCGUCGCUGGUCUUGCGCUUGAAUUGCUAAAAAUUUCCAAAAAAGUUAUAAAUCCUAUUACAAAACAACCAUUUCGAGUUAAAUUUGGUUUUCAUUCUGGUCCAGCUGUUGGUGGAAUCGUAGGUGCAAAAAAUUUUCAAUACUGUCUAUUUGGUGAUACAGUUAAUACAGCUAGUCGAAUAACAACGUCGGGAGAGCCCGGUAAAAUUCAUUUGAGUAGUACAUCGUAUGAACUUUUAAAAAAUUCACCAUAUUUUGAACUCCAAUAUAAAGGAAAAACAGAAUUAAAAGGUAAAGGUUCGUUUGAAACCUAUUGGCUGAUUGGUCCAACAGCAACUUAUAUAUCUGCUAUUGAACGUGCUGCUUUUGAAUUAGACGACGCAGAAACUCUAAACUCUAAUAUUCAACAAGCAACUAUGUUUGAAAAUCUUACUGGAACAAAUUCCAAUCAUACAUCGGAUAAUGAAAUAAUAAAAGUAACACGACGGCCAUCAGUCAUGAGUACUAUUAAUAGAAGAACAUCACUUCUGAAUGGUCAAUGUCCGUUUAGUGCUCAUUUCAAUUGA